Molecule: messenger RNA, 1061 nt
Organism: Trichoderma harzianum CBS 226.95
Lineage: Eukaryota; Fungi; Ascomycota; Sordariomycetes; Hypocreales; Hypocreaceae
Exons: 1
Coding region: 128-916 (262 amino acids)
Source: RefSeq, a predicted model, not a curated record
CGAAUAAAUAGCAAAUCUCAUUUACCAUGACGUGUCUCUAUAAAUUCCCCUUUGCUCCUCACCCAUCAAGCCCUCGAAUACCACAUCUCAAGCCCAUCUCCGGCUCGAUAUUUCAUGACCUACCAAAAUGGGCCAACACGCAUCCGUUCCCCGCAAAGGCGCCAAGCUCCGUGUCAUCGGCGCCGGCAUGCCCCGAACCGGAACCGCCUCCUUCAGUCGGGCCUUAGAAAUCCUCCUCGACGGCCCGGUAUAUCACGGCGGCACCCAAGUCACACUGGGUCCAGAGCGAGGUGUUAAGACCUGGCUUGAACUGUUUUCACAUUGGCCGGCCCAAGACAAAGCCACCGAAAAGACGAAUCUGGAGCUCAUCAGGAGUCAAACCGAUGGCUUCGUCGCCAUGACCGACAACCCAUGCCUCGUGCUCGUUCCGGAGCUCAUGAAACUGUAUCCAGAGGCAUUGGUAAUUUGCACACAGCGCGAUGUUGACUCUUGGGAGAAGAGCAUGGAGGCAGUUUCCAAUGCCGCGACGAUGUGGUUCCUCCGUUUCGUCUUGUUUCCUCUUCCUACAAUGCGCUACUUUGUUCAAUUCAUCGAUUCAAUGCGCCCUGUAUGGCUGUUUCGCUAUGGAGAGACCGAGCCACCCACAAGGAAGUCUUACAACCGACAUGUCGAGUGGCUGAAAGAGAUUGUGCCACCCGAAAAGCUUGUCUUUAUAGAUGUCAAGGAUGGAUGGGAACCAUUGUGCAAAGCGCUGGACUUGCCAGUUCCCAAGGACGUACCCUUUCCUAAUAUUAAUGACAGUAAAGCGAUUGAUGAGUUGGCGAAGAGGCAGGUUCAGCGGGGAUUGACAAGAUGGGCCGUCUUGUUGGCCGUUGGGGGAGCGUCUGUGGCUCUAGCUGUGAGAAAAUGGAUGUGAUGAUGUGAUUUCUGGGGGAUUAUGUUAUGAAAAUUGCAUGUAGAUACAAGGCCUUGGGGGGAGUUAAAAAUGCUGUGAAGGAGAUUCUCAUCGGGUGGUAGAAGCCGGAAUGUGAAUAGACCGCCAUUGGCUAUCUUGAUGGGGC